UAUCGCCGAAUCGAACGCACGCAACGGACCGGACGGAAAUCGCAUCUCCCGAUCGGAAAAAUCGUACAGUGCAGCCAAUUCGCCUGUUUACAGAAAUCUGCCAGCGCGCGUGUGUUGGUGCCAGUGCGGUGGAAAUUUUAAACAAAAAAAGAACAGCUGCGAAUUUGAAUAUUUAAAUCUCAUGCUCAUUAAGAGCCUAAAAUAUUAAAGAGUGCAGAAUAGUGAAUUGAAGAACUUUUGGACGCGCUAAGAGUCGCUGUCCAUCCCUAUCUGUCGUUGUGUUUCUCUCUCUCUCUGUCUCUCUCUUGUGUGUGUGUAGUGCUGGUGUGUGCGAGUGUGAGUGAGACUGGCAAACAAUUUGCCGCUAAAUACAAAAAGCAGCUGAGACCAGCUGACACAUGUGUGUGUUCGAAAUACAAUAACGUUAAAAGGCUAUAAAUAAAUUGCAAAUGUUUAUGUAGCCGUCAAGCAGCAGCAGUAGCAGCGCAACAACAAAAACCACGUGGCACAGACAUUUUGGCCACGAUAGUAAGCAAAUACACAAACACGAUUAAACAUGUCCGCCGUACCGGUUGCCAUCAAAACGGAGGAAGUUAUUCUAGAACACGCAGAAUACAACAGCGCCGAGGAAUUGGAUGAGGAAUUGCAAUUGCAACUAGAGGAUUCAGGGGGUGAGAACUAUCACAUCGAGUACGCCAGCGAGUCAGCCCAUCAGGGUUCUCAGCGCCGCCAGUCGAGCAUGAGCGGUACGAAUACCUCCAAGGGCGGAGGCGGUGGCGGGGCCUUGAGCGAUGGAGACGGUUCGGGAAAGCCCCUUGUGGACAGCGAGAAGCGGAUGCGCCGGGAAAUCGCCAACAGCAACGAGCGCAGACGCAUGCAGAGCAUUAAUGCCGGAUUCCAGAGUCUGCGAUCCCUGCUGCCGAGACACGAAGGCGAGAAGUUGAGCAAGGCUGCCAUCCUGCAACAGACCUUCCAAUACAUUGUGGAACUGGAGAAUCAGAAAACACAGCUGCUGACUCAGAACAGUGAACUGAAGCGACAGGUGGGCGAGCACGAGGCCGGAGGUGGAGGUUCCGGCGAAGGUGGUGGUACCAACUCCGGCGGAAACUACAAUGACUCCAAUGCCAGCGGGGGCAACUCCACGGCGGUGGCAAUCAAGAAGCGCAAGCUGACUGACAACGUGAUCAAUAUCCAGGCGAUUAGCGACAGUUCCGACGAAGGCCUAGGCUCGAUGUCCCCAGAACCGAUGACUCUGCUGACAGCCGGCGGAGCGGCGGCCACCAAACUGAGCAAUGCUACCCUUCUGGCGGCCAAGGAGCUCCAUGAGUCGAAGAAGCAGUUGGAGAAGGAACGCAGUCUGCGGAGACUCCUCGAGGAUGAGCUGCAGAUGAUCAAGCGGCAGCUGUACAGUGUGGCAACCGCACCGCCCGGAACUGCUGUGGCCGCCGCUUCUGGCGGUAGUAGUGGCGCCUACAUUCCACGCGAGGUCAUUGAGCACACCGAUAACUUUGUGCGCAGCGAGGAUUUGGAAGAACUUGGGGGCACUGUCUCUUAUGUGGAAAUCGAUGAAAUGACUGGGCAGCAGCAGGUGGUGGUGUGCUCCAGCAUCGAGGAACUCGAGGCCGAUGCCGCUGCCGAGAUCAUAACCGAGGAUCAGGUGCACGAGGAGGUCAUCCUGUCGUCGAACAGCUCGACGGAGUCCGAGAACGAGGUAAACGUGAACGCAAUAGCCAAAGCCUAUGCCGAAGGAUGCACGUCGAGUGCUGCGAUGCUGCAGCCAAUUUUGCAGGCGGCGAUCAAGGCCACGCCCAAGGUGGAGGUGGAACGCAUCCACGAGAAGAUUGUCAAGGUGAAGGCGGAGAAGCACGAUCUGCCAUCGAUGCAGACCGCAACACACUAUCAGCAUCCACAUCGCCAGAAUCUGGAGACCAUUGUCCAGGCCAUCAGGCAUCUGGAGGGCGACCAUCUCUUUGCGGACGGCAGUGGGGGCCAAGAGAAGUUUGGCCAGCAGCAGAAUCUCCAACAGCAUCACCACCAAAUGUCUGGAGUGCACCACCAGCAGCUGCAACACCAUCGUCUGGCGCAAGAUGCCCCGCUGGCCCUUACCACCACGGGCAAGCAGCAUGCUGCGCUGGCGGAGCUGCGACCCUUCCUUCAACUAAAGAGCGGCGGCAACAAGCAGGUCAUCAUUACGGCCAAGACGGCCAAGGAUGCCGGCGGAUUGGUCUCCACAAGCAGCAACAGUACCGCGGUCACGCCGACGGCGAUCUUCAAGGUGCAAACAACGGGCGGUCAUGGAAGCGGCAGCCAUUUGCCAGCGGGCUCCUCGACGGGCGCCAUAAUAACUGGGAGCAAUGGCAGCGGUGGCGCCCAGCAGCUGACCAUCAGCGGUGGCAGCGGUGGCGCCCAGCAGCUGACCAUCACCACAUCCUUGAAGCAGUGCCGACCGGGCGUGAUAGUGGCUAAGCAGUUGCCGUCGUCCUGAUUCAAUGGCCCCAAAACGGGAGCGGGAUCGGGCAAUAAUGGAGCUGGAGUAAAAGCAGGAGGAAGAUGUGGCGCCCAGCGUGGGGCAGGAGCUGUAACUGGAGCACGAGCUAGUAUUAAAAUCGCUCGCCAGGACACAACAACCACA
Drosophila teissieri is the source of this 2632-nucleotide messenger RNA. RefSeq lists its product as uncharacterized. The transcript has 3 exons. The record is from RefSeq and is a predicted model, not a curated record. NCBI's taxonomy places the organism in Eukaryota, Metazoa, Arthropoda, Insecta, Diptera, Drosophilidae. Gene Ontology annotation, molecular function: RNA polymerase II cis-regulatory region sequence-specific DNA binding; protein dimerization activity; DNA-binding transcription factor activity, RNA polymerase II-specific. Gene Ontology annotation, biological process: regulation of transcription by RNA polymerase II. Gene Ontology annotation, cellular component: nucleus. The coding region runs from base 557 to 2485 and encodes 642 amino acids.